Molecule: messenger RNA, 1010 nt
Organism: Saccostrea cuccullata (small rock oyster)
Lineage: Eukaryota; Metazoa; Mollusca; Bivalvia; Ostreida; Ostreidae
Exons: 7
Coding region: 7-966 (319 amino acids)
Molecular function (GO): methyltransferase activity
Source: RefSeq, a predicted model, not a curated record
CUAGCCAUGGACAUAGCCGAGGAACUUAAAAAAGGCUUGUGCAGUCAUCCUAAAUACAUUCCAGUUUCCCUUCGUUAUGACCACCAAGGUUUGCAUUAUGAUGCGCAGUGUUAUGAUUUGGAAGAAUAUUACCAUUACAGAGCAGAAGAGACCAUCAUAAAGACAAGCAUUAAGGAUGUUGUAUCCAACCUGUAUAUUCCCUGCAAAGUAUUUGACAUAGGAUGUGGAGAUACAAAGAAGUCACAAUUAUUAUUAAAUGAACUACUACAAUAUCAGAAUACGGUAGACUACGCACCUAUUGACGUUUCCAAAGAUUCUCUGAAUGAAGUUUGUGAUGUCCUAUAUCAGAUUUAUGGGGAUGGCCUCAAAGUGGAUCCAAUGCCAGAUGAAUUUUUUAAGGCAAUGAGCAAGAUACGUAAUUAUAGAGGACCGAAAAUUCUUCUGUGGAUAAGUGGACUGCAGUGUUUUCCAAAAGAUUCCCAGCUGAAAAUGUUGUCUAAUAUCUCUUCCACUUUGGAAGAAAAUGAUGUCUGUUUGAUAACAGCUGAUAUUACCCAAAAUAAAGAAGUCAUCGAAAGAGCUUACCUGACUUUCGAUGAAACACGUCCUAAUUCAAAACUUUAUACAAAUGGUGUCCAUGUGCUGAAUAGAGAAUUUGAAACAAACAUUGAUAUUUCACAAUUGAAAUUGGAGGGAAGAUAUGUUGAAGACAAGGACGUUUCAAGCUCGAGUUACAUACAAGUGUGGCUGCACUCUCUUUGUAAACAAUCAUAUAAGAUAGAUAAGUUGGGGAUGACACUAACUUUGGAAGAAGGGGAGAAGUUAAUGUUACAUGGGGGUAAUGGAAUGAGUCAUAAAUACACAAUUUAUCAACUUGAAUAUAUGUUUGCAAAAGCUCGUUUACGUAUUUUAAAGAAAUGGGAAAAUGAAAAUUCCGCCCUGUUACUUUGCAAGCGGGAAAUGUGAUGCACGCUUAGUGAAAUGUUUCUUGUUCAUUGAUCAACAAUAAU